Amaranthus tricolor (Joseph's coat) is the source of this 2075-nucleotide messenger RNA. Its product is annotated as DUF21 domain-containing protein At4g14240-like. The record is from RefSeq and is a predicted model, not a curated record. Gene Ontology annotation, cellular component: intracellular membrane-bounded organelle. Gene Ontology annotation, biological process: magnesium ion homeostasis. The transcript is spliced from 13 exons. The coding region runs from base 283 to 1746 and encodes 487 amino acids. NCBI's taxonomy places the organism in Eukaryota, Viridiplantae, Streptophyta, Magnoliopsida, Caryophyllales, Amaranthaceae.
UUCAAACACAAGUAAUUAAACAUAUAAACAACUACAAUUUCUAUUACUCCUAUAAUUUUAUAAUUAAAUUCUCUAACUAAAUCAAUUAUUUAUUCUCAAACAUAAAUCACGAGAAUUUCAAUAGACUACGGAAGCUCCACGACUACUCCAGGAUCCAUGAUUGAGUCAACCGAAUAAAAAAACAAUCAAGACCAACAGCAUUCCCACCAAAGCCCGAUCAUCCCUGAUCACAAACCUCGCAAACAAUCACAGAAUCAGAUACAUAAUUACAGAAUUCCAAAGAUGCAGGUGGUAAAUGCUGUAGCUCUAGCUCGUUUUGCAUUCAGAAACACUGCAGAAAGAUUAGGAUCCGAACUUGAAUUUGGGACACCAUGGUGGUUCAUCUAUGCUGGAAUCUGCUGUUUUCUAGUUCUUUUUGCUGGUCUUAUGUCUGGUUUAACUCUCGGAUUGAUGUCUCUUAGUCUUGUUGAUUUAGAGAUUCUUAAGCGUAGUGGAACUCCUUCUGAACAAAAGCAAGCUGCUCUUAUCCUUCCUGUUGUUCAAAAGCAGCACCAACUUCUUGUGACAUUGCUUCUUUGUAAUGCAGCGGCCAUGGAGGCACUUCCUAUAUACCUGGACAAGAUGUUUAAUCAGUAUGUGGCUAUUAUUCUCUCGGUAACAUUGGUUCUAGGUUUUGGAGAGGUUAUUCCUCAAUCUAUAUGCACUAGAUAUGGACUUGCUGUUGGUGCAAAUUUUGUAUGGCUAGUGCGCAUAUUGAUGAUUGUUUGCUAUCCAAUUUCUUAUCCAAUUGGAAAGAUGUUGGACUGCUUACUAGGACAUAAUGAAGCACUUUUUAGGAGAGCUCAAUUAAAAGCACUAGUGUCCAUCCACAGCCAAGAGGCUGGAAAGGGUGGUGAACUUACUCAUGACGAGACAACCAUUAUCAGUGGAGCGCUAGAUUUGACAGAGAAGACUGCUCAGGAGGCAAUGACACCCAUUGAGUCAACCUUUUCCUUGGAUGUCGAUUCUAAGUUGGACUGGGAAGCGAUGGGAAAGAUCCUAGCUCGUGGGCAUAGCCGAGUACCUGUCUAUUCUGGGAAUCCAAAAAACAUUAUUGGACUUCUUUUGGUUAAAACUCUGCUGACAGUACGGCCUGAAACAGAGACUCCUGUAAGUGCAGUUUCCAUCCGAAGAAUUCCAAGGGUUCCUGCAGACAUGCCUUUGUAUGACAUAUUGAAUGAAUUCCAGAAAGGUCACAGUCAUAUGGCAGCGGUGGUGAAAGGGAAAAAGAAGAGUAUUGCUGAUUUACGUGUUAUUGAUGUUGAAAAAUCUAAUCAGUCUAAAGUCACAGACUUCAAGUCUGAUUUAGUUGCUCCUUUACUAUCCAAGAAAAAUGACAAUUCUGAGAGUAUAAUAGACAUUGAGAAAAUCUCAAAAGACAAGCAGAAUUUACCACAGGACAAUGCAUUAUCAAAUUCUACGCCUUACACCGUAGAGGAUAUUGAAGAGGGGGAAGUUAUCGGCAUUAUCACCCUUGAAGAUGUGUUUGAAGAACUUUUGCAGGAGGAGAUAGUAGAUGAAACAGAUGAAUUUGUUGAUGUUCAUAAACGGAUACGUGUCGCUGCAGUUGCAGCUGCUUCUUCCGUUGCACGAGCUCCAUCUUAUCGGAGGUUAACCAGCCAAAAGAAUUUGAUUCAAGGAAGCCAAAAUAGGCAAGGACAAAGUGCAAAGAAGCUCAGUGAAGAUAAUUCAGCUUCAACAAAUUGAUUACUUGCCUCUUGAGUCUCGAUCAAGCUUGGCCAUGACAAGUGAUGUUUAUUUAACUUUUAUAUCCUUCACUUCCGAGUCCUUACUAUUCCUAUAAAUAUUGAUCAUAGCAAUUAAAUAUAGAACUAUGCUGCUGCGAAAUUUUGUAUCUUGGUCUUUGUAUUAGAAUGUAGAGAGUAAAAUAUGUGCUGUGCUUGGUGGCCGUAGAUACUAAAUCAGAGGUGCCCAUCAUGUUGGCUGAUUCUUUCAACCGAAACAAACGUCUGUAUCAUUUCCUACUAUCUAUUUUAUAAAGCAUUCUGAAUUUAGCAUUAGUUUAACGCUAGUUA